GCUUAAGGAAAAAUUAUCAGAAUAAAGAGAAAAUAUAUUUGUUGUAAGAGUUUUGUGCAAUUACUUUCUUGUAGUCAAUUCAUUUCCAGUAUUUUUUUUAGCAAGUUUUUAUUCUUUCCACUUUCCCUUCACCUUCUAGUUUUGAAUUCCAUUUUCAUAAAGGUACAAUAUUAUCCCAUACAGGGAAAUGGCAGAUGCUGUUGUCAGUGUUCUCUUAGGUAAAUUGGUGUCACUGCUUGUAAGCGAAGGUCGUCAACUACUCGAGUUUAAUGACCAGCUUGAAGAAACAAAGAAGGAGCUUCAGUACAUGCAGAGAUAUCUCGAGGAAGCCAAUCGGAUGAAGAGGAAAGAUAGGAACAAGAUUCUCAAGAUGGUAAUGACCGACUUAAGAGAGUUGGUAUAUGAUGCUGAGGAUGUAAUAGCAGAUUGCCAGCUUCAAUUCCAGAAAAAGCACCAAGGACGUGCAGCCAAUUUUAUGAGUUAUUACUCUCCGUCCAGUUUGAAAACCCGUCAUCAAUUGGGAAAACAGUUGAGUGAAAUAAAUAAAAAAAUAAGAGGGGUGAAGGAGAGGAUGAAGUCCUACUUGGAUACAGCUCCUCGCCAAACUGACAAAGAUGAAGAUGGUGGGAAUAUGCCGCUAACCUACCCAAUCUUAAUGGAUGAAGCUGAAAUAAUAGGCUUAGAGGAUGAGUCAACAAAGAUUGGAAAUUGGCUCUUAGAAGCAGAUGGACCCUUAACGGUGAUUGGAAUAGUUGGAAUGGGGGGAAUUGGUAAAACGACACUCACUCAAAAGACUUGCAACAAUGAGAGUGUGAAAAACUCUUUUAAGCACUUAUCUUUUGUUACCGUUUCUCAAAAUUUUAAAUUCGACAAAUUGCUAAAGAAGAUGCUAAAAAAAUUAAAGGUAGAAGAAGAAUCCCUAAGGGGAAAGGACAUUGAGGAGCUAUUGGAAAGGCUUAAGAGAGAGUUAGAUGACAAGUACUUGGUAGUUUUGGAUGAUGUUUGGGGAACGGAUGAAAGGAUGUGGUGGGAGAGCUUGAAGUCCGCUUUGCCCAAAGUGACAGGUAGCUGUGUUAUUGUUACAACAAGGAAUGAGGAAGUGGCUAAAUCAGUGGGUGCUACCGAGAGGCACAUACAUCGUCCACAAAAUCUUUCAGAUGAAGAUAGUUGGUCUUUAUUCAGCAAAGUAGCAUUUGCAAGAAACAGAGGUAAGUGUACAAAUCCAAACUUGGAGGGCUUGGGAAAGGAGAUCGUUGCGAGGUGCAGGGGGCUUCCUUUAACAAUCAAGGUUGUGGGUGGAAUGAUGAUGGGGAAAGGUGAUUCCAUCCAUGAAUGGCAGCGAAUAUCAAAGCACCUAAGGGAGGAGUUGGAAAUCAGUAAGAAAGAUGAGCUUGUUAUUUCGAAACUAGAGCUAAGCUAUGAAGAACUCCCAACACGCUUAAAACCUUGCUUCUUGUGCUUUGCCAUGUUUCCUGAAGAUCAUAAUGAGUCACUUAUCAGAAUGGUUGAUUGGUGGAUUGGUGAGGGUUUUAUUUGGGGAAGAAAUGGGAAAACAGCACGUGAGAUUGGAGAGGAAUGCUUUGCAGAAUUAUUUAAUCGAUUUUUGAUACUUGGAAUGAAUGAUGAUUUCUUUGAAAGUUACUUCACUCAUUUCAAAAUGCAUGAUAUGGUUCGAGAUAUGGUUAUAAAAAUUGCAAGAGAAGAUAACUUUUUUGUGAGUUUGGACAGUGAAAGUAUGCCCGGGUCCAGUGUACAGCCUCGCCACCUGAGAAUUUCGAGAAACACAACAGUGGAGAGAAUCCGAAACAGUUCCACCAAGCUGCGGACGUUGGUUGGGAUGCGCAUUGAGAGCAAAGAGAUGAUUGCAAGUGUAAUGCAAAACUCAGCGAAGUAAGGUGGUUGAGGGUCUUAUCUCUUUCAUUCUUAAGCACACAAAUUGAUGAAGAUGUGGUGGACAAGGAUUGGUUGAAUGGUAUAGGGUCAUUACAGCACCUCGUUUAUCUUCACAUAAACAAUAGUUCUGCCUUAAGAACACUUCCCGAUUCAAUCAGAAAUCUUCGAAAUCUUCAGAGUGUACUUUUACUCAAUUGCCCCAAUUUGAAAAGUGUUCCUAUGUCAAUCACAACAUUGGAGAAGCUGACAUCCAUCCAAAUCGUUGACUGUAAGCUUUUAGAAUACAUGCCAGAAGGGAUUGGAAAGCUUUCAAAUCUCGAGCUGUUAAUGGAGUUUAGGCCUGUGAAUUCAGAUCGGAAAAAUGGAUCCGGGAUUUCGCAAUUGAAGAUGUUGACUAAACUGAAAGAACUUUGGAUGGAGAUAAAGUCAGAGGAACAAAUAAAAGAAGGAGAAUUGAAUGUGUUAUCGGUGUUUCAGCAUCUGCAAAUGCUAAGGCUAGACUUUGAGGGCAGUUCUCUUAAAAGUGAUGAAAUGAUAAGGAAGAUAGACAUUCAGCUUUCUCCUCCCGUGGAAUGCCUCAAGGAGUUGUGGUUUUGGGACUAUCCAGGAGAAAUCACACCUGCGUGGAUCAGUCCUACUUCCCUUCCCAAUCUUCAGUUUCUUCUCAUUGGUGGGGGAAGGAUUAAGCAGAUGGGUCCCGGAUUUUGGGACAGGAAUAGUGGGGUAUGGAAGGUGGAGAUCUUGCUGCUACAAGACGUAAGAGAAAUGGACGAAGAGUGGCCGAGGAUUCGUAGCGCAAUGCCAUCUUUAAGACUCCUAAAGGUUCGCGGGUGUCAUAAGCUCAAGUCAUUCCCAUUCGAUGUUACAGGUGAUUAUCGGAAGUGGAGCAAAUGGAGGAAAGAAGAAGAAGAAGGUAUGGCUACUGUAAUUCAGUUGUAACCGUCGCUUCAUUCCUUUCGUAUAUCGGGCGUGGUUUCGGUGGAUCGUGGGAUCUAAAGAGGUGAGUGGAUCAUGCGGGACCACCGUGAUGUAUGAUCUUUUUAUACACGUGGUUCGACUACACUACAGGAAAUAGUUUUGAUUGAAUACUGACUGUUAAAAACUUCAAGACUUUGGACUAAGUGACCACACAAAUAUCAGCUUGACCCAAAACUUUUUUAGCCCACAAGAAGUUUUUAAUGAUCAAUCACUACUGUUUCCUGUGGUGUGUUCCACCUGAAAUUCCAAUCUGCUUAUAUUUUGGAUCAUGCCAUAAAAUGAGAUUUCAAAACGCAUGGACGGCGUGAAUGUUAGAGACAUACAUCAUGGUGGGUCCCAGAGUCAGGGAGCCACCGAAACCGCGCCCUUCUUGUAUCCUACUAUUUGUGGUUGUUCUCCACAAAUGCUAAUGUAAACCGACCAAAUGCCACAACACCAUAUCUCAUGAUGUUUCAGGAGGUUUAUUUGUUUCACGUGCAUGUAGAGUCAUACACAUCCAACACCCGUGGCAUGUGAAAAUUUGAAACACGUGUGUGACAUCUGAGUUUCUCGUAAGGUUGGAAAAAUUCAUUGGAUUUUCUGCCUAAAAACUCAGACAAUUAAAGUUUAGGUGGGUCACAGUACAUAGAGUAAAAUGGUGGUUAGAAAACCUAACCAUUCAUUUAUAUUAAUACGUUGUGGCCCAUCUGAAUUGUUAUAAAUGGCCCACUUUUAUGCGAGGCAAUCUAAACACUGCAUCGCGCCUGAUGUCCCUCAGAUGUCAUGCACGUACAAUGUUAGUGACAUAUAUGCCCACACGUGUAAUUUGCAAACCUUCAUUAUCAUACUAUAUCACUUGUGACAGGCCUUAGAUUGGACGAGCGGACUAUGUGCCGCCCUGACCUCACCCAAGAAAGUGCAGCCCUUAGGUGGGACCCACCUUGAUGUAUGUAUUUUAUAUCAAUGCUGUCCAUUGGUUUUGCUAGUUCAUUUGAGGGUACGAGACAAAAAUAAAGAAAAUUCAAAUCUCAUGUAAAUCAUACUAUAGGAAACAGUGAUGAUUGAAAGACUGCCAUUGAAAACUUCCCAGAGCCACGGUUAAUAUUUCCUAAUGUAUCCAACCUUUUGAUAAGCUCAGAGAAAAGUGGAUGAAGUGAAAACAAACAAAAUAUCAGGUUGAUCCAAAACUUUUGUGGCUCAUUAAUGGUUAAUCACUACUGUUUCAUAUGGUAUGGUUCACCCGAGAAUUAGAUCUGCUUGAUUUUUGUGCUCAUGGACUAAAAUUAUCUAGCAAAAUAGAUUAACAGCAUGGAUAUAGAAUACAUUGGAUUUUUUUUAUUUAUUUUUAAUCAUUCAAAUGGCAAUCUGAUAGUCAGAUAAUCAAAUAAGCUAAAUGUCUGAUUAUCAUUUAUGUCAUUCUGCCAGAGUAUCCAAGUUUUUCUUAAAAGUAAUGUCUUUUGAACUGAAUUUGAAUUCCUGAGCUAAUUUUCACUUUUGCCAAUUUAGAAUUUGGCCUAAAUUCAAUUCCUGAUCUUAAACGAUAUAUAAUGUGGAUUCUUUAAGUAAUUUUCAAAUGCCUAAUUGCCAAACGACCCCUAAAUUCCUUUGAUGAUGUUUCUGACACCUCUUCCAUCUCUCCACCUACCUCUCUGUGGUCUCUACCUUUUGAAGCUACGAGUGCUGCUAACGAAGCAGAAGAAGGAGAAGAGAAAGGACCCGAGAUACAGGAGAUUUCUUCUACGUAGCUUGAGCAAAGGCAAUUUAUAUCAUUUAGAGGCAACCCCAAAUUUCUUUAGAUGAUUUACUGCACUUAUCAUCCAACAAUAUAUAUGGUUCACCAUUUGGUUUCUUGCUUUUAACUACAUGUCUCCAUUAAUAAAUCUGUGAACUCUUGCUCCUCCUCACAGAUGGACAAAAGCCUAAAAACUUCCUUUUCUAUGACAUUUAUAUUUAUAGCCAAAUGACCUUUGUAAUGAAUAUUUUCUGAUUUUGGAGAGAGGGACAUACUCUCUAGUCAUCUGUUCAAGGUUUCACUAUAAGAUACAUUUCAUUGGUGAUGUUAGUAGAUUUA
Molecule: messenger RNA, 4921 nt
Organism: Magnolia sinica
Lineage: Eukaryota; Viridiplantae; Streptophyta; Magnoliopsida; Magnoliales; Magnoliaceae
Product: disease resistance RPP13-like protein 4
Exons: 2
Coding region: 188-1894 (568 amino acids)
Biological process (GO): defense response to other organism
Molecular function (GO): ATP hydrolysis activity; ADP binding
Source: RefSeq, a predicted model, not a curated record